UUCCAAGCUGAUUUUCAAAACCUAACGGUCAAUGCCACCAAACUUCAUAUCCCACAGAAAGACUACUCCCUCUUUUACAUCCCACUCCUCCGACCCUUCCCUUUCCCCUCCCUUUGCAGACAUCUCUGCUCAAUCAUGGAGCCUACAGGGCUUCCGAAACUAUCUUGCCCCCUAUUCUCUCACUUUCUCGCCGUUCUUCUAUUUCCUUCCAUUCUUGCAGCAACUGACAAUUUGGCCGGAAACCCAAUUCGCCUCGUCACCGAUUCCGGCCGACCGUCACUCACUCACGUGUUGCUUAAUGCAGAAGAGCAUUUCCAUGAAUUCUUGAAGCGGUUCAAUAAGAAGUAUUCCGGGCAGGAAGAGCACAAGCGCCGGUUUUCAAUCUUCAAGAGCAAUUUGCUCAAGGCAAUGCACCACCAGGCAUUGAAUCCAACCGCCAUUCAUGGGAUCACCAAAUUCUCUGAUCUUACGGAGGAGGAAUUCAGUUCUAUGUAUCUGGGUCUGCAUCAGAUUCCUCGAGACUUUUCCAGGCUUGAGCCAGCACCGUUCCUACGGACUGAUGAUCUGCCUGAGAGUUUCGAUUGGCGAGAACGUGGAGCGGUUACCCCUGUCAAAGAUCAGGGAAGCUGUGGGUCUUGUUGGAGUUUUAGCACAACUGGAGCACUAGAGGGGGCUCAUUUCCUAAAGACAGGACAACUUCUAAAUCUUAGUCAGCAGCAACUAGUUGACUGUGACCAUGAGUGUCAACCGCUAGGGGAAGGCCUGACGUGCAAUUCUGGUUGUUUUGGUGGCCUCAUGACGAAUGCAUUUCGUUACGCAAUCAAAGUAGGUGGUCUUCAAAGAGAAGAGGACUACCCAUACAGAGGAAUAGAAGGUGCCUGCAAGUUUGAUAAAUCAAAAGUUGCAGCAAAGAUGGCGAACUUCAGUAUUGUUUCUACCGAUGAGGAUCAGAUUGCAGCACAUUUAGUCAAGCAUGGGCCUCUGUCUGUAGCAAUCAAUUCAAAGUUCAUGCAAAGCUAUGUCGGUGGUGUCUCUUGCCCUCUCAUAUGCAGCAAGAGGUUGAACCAUGGAGUCCUCCUCGUAGGCUAUGGGAGUGGAGAGUACGCCAAGGAAAGACUGAGGAAGUUGCCCUUUUGGUUGAUAAAAAAUUCAUGGGGAGCCGACUGGGGAGAGGACGGGUACUACAAGGUCUGCAGAGAACACAACAUGUGUGGGGUUAACGACAUGGUUUCCUCUGUUAUAGCUGCAACUCCAUAAAUUCAUCCUCCAUAAAUUCAUCCUAUUUUAGGGUUUCUAUGAUGUAAGGCCAAGUACAUUUCUGUCUAUUCAAAGAUUACAACCCUAAAUAAUCGUCCAGAAUUUGUCCUU
Nymphaea colorata (pocket water lily) is the source of this 1368-nucleotide messenger RNA. RefSeq names its product probable cysteine protease RD19B. The record is from RefSeq and is a predicted model, not a curated record. The transcript is spliced from 4 exons. Gene Ontology annotation, molecular function: cysteine-type endopeptidase activity. The coding region runs from base 136 to 1257 and encodes 373 amino acids. Gene Ontology annotation, cellular component: lysosome. Lineage: Eukaryota; Viridiplantae; Streptophyta; Magnoliopsida; Nymphaeales; Nymphaeaceae.